AUGAGGUUUGGUAAAAAGGGAAAGUUGAGUCCACGCUACAUAGGGCCAUAUAAGAUUAUCCAAAGAAUUGGCCAAGUUGCAUAUGAGUUAGAGAUACCUCAAGAACUUUCAACCAUUCAUCCGGUGUUUCAUGUCUCAAUGCUUCGAAAAUGUGUUGGUGACCCAUCUCGUAUUACUCCUACAGAAGAUGUACAAGUUAUGAGAGAUCUCACUUAUGAAGAAGUACCCAUUGCUAUUCUGGAUCGACAAGUUAGGAAGUUAAGGAAUAAAGAUGUAGCUUCUGUAAAAGUAUUAUGGAGGAACCAGCAAGUAGAAGAAGUUACAUGGGAAGCGGAAAAAGCAAUGAAAUUGAAGUAUCCUCAUCUCUUCCAGACCAAUGAGAAAGAUGAAAAUGUUGAGUUGGGGCGUUAA
This is a messenger RNA of Solanum tuberosum (potato), 411 nucleotides long. RefSeq lists its product as uncharacterized. The record is from RefSeq and is a predicted model, not a curated record. The coding region runs from base 1 to 411 and encodes 136 amino acids. The transcript has a single exon. Lineage: Eukaryota; Viridiplantae; Streptophyta; Magnoliopsida; Solanales; Solanaceae.